Corylus avellana is the source of this 2331-nucleotide messenger RNA. RefSeq lists its product as uncharacterized. The record is from RefSeq and is a predicted model, not a curated record. NCBI's taxonomy places the organism in Eukaryota, Viridiplantae, Streptophyta, Magnoliopsida, Fagales, Betulaceae.
UCUCACUCUCUUUUUUCCUAAUUUUUUUUUUAAUGUUCUCUGCAGACCCGAACGGCAUUUCUCUAGACCCAAUUGAGGCCAAGCUGUUCUUCUCAGCAAAACUAGCAGUUUAGAGUUUGUUGAGAUUUGUUUUCAUCUGGGUUUUUGCGAAAAUGCAAGUGGGGCUUGUUGGAUUGCUGAGAGCGGCUUGGUUGUUGGGACUUUGCCUAUGCUAAUUGCUUCGGUGCCGUCUUCUAGGCUGAGUAGGUUUCAUGAUGCUAUGUUGGGAAGAUCAUCAAUCAUCAUGCAGUCUUCGUCCCAGGUGAGAGUGAUGAUUUUGUUCAUCAUUAAAUAGCCGCUAUUACAUUAAAGAGCCGCUGCACGGUUCAAAUUUGAGUCUUUUGGUGUGGGAUUUUGAAAUCUGCUUUUGCCUACUCUCUUGAAGAUUCUCUGUUUUGGUGAGUUUGGAUUUUGAAAUCUGCUUUCUACUGUGCCGAAAGAGGCAAAAAUGGGUUCAGGGUCUACACCUGUGUAUGCAUUGGACAGCGACGACGAUGACGCCUCCACGAACCGGAGCAUUUCGGAGCUGAUUUCGACGUUGAGAAUCGCGUACCGGUCGAAGGACUUCGACCGGGUCGAAGCGAAACUGGUAGCCAGAGAAACGAGACUGAAGAGAGAGAUUGAGGAUGCGAAGAAAGAGAACGCUCUGCUGAAGGACGCUCUGGACGUUGCGCGAGAGAAGGAGAGGAGGGCCGAGGAGAGGUACGAGAAGCUGUUGGAGGAGGUGAAGAAGGGUCAGCAAGAGGAAAAGAGCGCGCUUUUUGAGCUCAGGAGGAAGAACUGCGAGCUUGAGUGUGCGAAAGCGAAGGCUGAGAGCAAGGCUGAGCUUUGGAAGAGCAGGUUUGGGGAGUUGGAGAUUAGGGUUUCGAAGUUGGAGGAAGAUGCCGCAAUGUUGGUGAGCGAUGAGGCUAAUGCCUUUGAAAGAUUUGAGAAUGUGAAUAAGGUUAACGCUGUUCCUGUGAAAAUGGAGGAUGAUGCGUUUGAUUGUGAUGGAAAUACGAGUGCGAUCAAAGGAAACACGGAUUUGCAAAGUGCAGCUAGUGAAAGAUUUGCAUCAAGAGCCACUGUUGAAAUCAGUGAUAGUGAUGAGGAUUGUGCUCUGGGAGGAAUUUUAUGUGGAAAAGAAAUGAAUAGUCAAAAAUUUGCAGACAAUGUGCACUCAGGUCCAACAGUUGUGAAAAAUGGGACCACAAUGCUGAAAAGAAAAAGAGCUUCUUGUGUAAAUGUGAGUGAGAAAGAUGUUAUAUCUCUAAUUGAUCCUGAUUGUUCUCCUGCCAAUAAUAGCUUAGCUAGAGCAGUUUCCUCUGGUAGCAACAAUGUUGAUAAACUUACUGUCCCACUAAGUCAGAAUCAAGUUAUUCUGAGACAAAUUCAGGAGAAAGUGGGAGCAAGAAACUUAAUGCAUGAUUUUAUUUUGGAAAGGAAUAGCAGCGACAGUUCCAGUGAGUCAGAUACUGCGGAUGUUCUUGAUAAACUUGCACCAAUAGUCAAAAGGAAAAAAGAUAAUCAAAAGUGGGAGUCCGAUGCUGACAUGCUUGCAGAAUUUGAGAAGGAUCCAGAACUUUGUCUGAAGGCUGUUUGUGCUCUUUACAGACAGCAAACCUGUGUGAGGAAAUCACCUUUGGGUUUGCCAUUUUCCAGUAAUCAAGGAUUUGACAAGUCUGAUGCCCUCAGGGAAACUACUUUGGUGGAGUUUCUUAUAGACGGUGAUCCACAAGGGAAACUGAGGAAAUCCGUUAGAGAGUUGGAGAAGUAUGACCAGAAAGGUCUUUCUGAGUGCAAAAGACUAGCUGUUGGUCACUCUAAGCAAUUGUUUGAGAUAUACGAGAAGAAAAAAGAUCCUUUCUUUUUACCUUCUUCAUUUGAACGUGCAAGUUCUGGUUAUAAGAAGUAAAUGCUGAUGCCAGUAGCUCUUAGUUAAAUAGUGUCCUAGAUCUUCUUGAUUGUUAAUAGCUCCCCAUUCUGAUUUCUUUUGUUCCUGGACUACUGUAUAUAAGAUGACGACGCAACUUCCCCGAUACCUGCAGAUUUGGCUAGUGCAAAGAUACAAGGGAAAUCCCAUGUUGUUUCUUGAUAUAUACUUACCAACAUUAAGAUCACUUAUCACAUUUAAGGACGGUUCAACCCAUUGCAGAAGGUUAUAUAGACUGUUAAACAAUCUGUUAGAAAACUUCUUUGCAUUGGUUAAUUUGGUUGUUGUCUUUUAUCAUCUCACUGUUUCAAUAUGAAUCAACCUGCUUGUAGUUUGAACCAGCCGGACUCAGGCAUCAUGAAGAUGAAAUAUUUGUGUUA